AUAUACUGAACCUGAUCAAUUGCAUCUUUGCGUGCCCAGACACGGAAGAGAACAUUGUUAGUUUCAGGCUUUGAAUCUCUGUAGUCAAAGUCACAAACCAUGAAGGCUACAAGGUUCAUCAAAACAGGGAAAAGCCUUCCGAGCAUCGAUGGAUUCAAACUGUGUAACUGCCAGCCACCUGUACAAAAACAGAAUUAUCUUCUUUUAAAGUGAUUACUGAGAAAAAAUUGCUUUGGAUUUUUGUUAGAGGUAUUUCAAGUGAUUUGGAGUGAAUCUUGAUUACAUCGGUUGCUGUUUUACAUUCCACCUGAAUGAGUGAAAUUGGUCUACAGUUCAAUGUGAAUACAAUAAAGGUACUCUACAGGAUUUUUCUGCAGCACCAGUUCUCUUUGCGUGCUCAAUUUGGACAAGCUGCCCCAUGGAUUAUCCCAAAUUUCAGGUGGCUUUCGAAGAGAGCAAAUGCUGAUGUAUCAUCUGCAAAGAGGACAGACUCAUGGGGGAGGUUGGAUGGAAGAUCAUUAAUCAUAAUGACAAAUAGGAGUGGCCCCAAAACGGACCCUUGGGGAACACCUCUAACCACUUCCCGCAUACCAGACACCCCCAUUACAACCACCUGUUUUCUGUUUACAAGGAAUUUCAUCAAAAUGCAUCAAAAACCUUGUUCUGCACACAUGCUGUAAUUCAUACGACUCUGGUCCAUGACAGAUUAUACCAAUGUGCAUUCAUUCUAAUGAUUUCACACCAUUUAUAACAUUUAUAUAAUUUACAUACAUGGCAAUAGAAACUAAAUAACAAAUAACAUACAAUAAUAUAACUGAUAAAUAGUGCAACGAUAAAGCACAUAUACAUAUUUACACACACAAUACAUCUAUGAGAUGGUAAUGCGCCAGAAAUAAUGGUUAUGUAUAUUAUAACAACAGAUAAAAAUAGUAAUUCCCUUUAUAAAUACAAAAUUAGAUUCCAUAUAGUUCUAAAAACAAAACAAAUAACACUCAAAAUAAAAAUAAAAAAUAAUGA
Messenger RNA from Homalodisca vitripennis (glassy-winged sharpshooter), 1017 nucleotides. RefSeq lists its product as uncharacterized. NCBI's taxonomy places the organism in Eukaryota, Metazoa, Arthropoda, Insecta, Hemiptera, Cicadellidae. The transcript is spliced from 6 exons. The record is from RefSeq and is a predicted model, not a curated record. The coding region runs from base 312 to 680 and encodes 122 amino acids.